Chenopodium quinoa (quinoa) is the source of this 2310-nucleotide messenger RNA. RefSeq names its product synaptotagmin-2-like. Lineage: Eukaryota; Viridiplantae; Streptophyta; Magnoliopsida; Caryophyllales; Amaranthaceae. Gene Ontology annotation, cellular component: endoplasmic reticulum. Gene Ontology annotation, molecular function: lipid binding. The record is from RefSeq and is a predicted model, not a curated record. Bases 374 to 1990 code for a protein of 538 amino acids. The transcript has 12 exons.
AUCUUUUGCUAAAUCCAAUUUCACCAACUGUACGUGGAACCAUUUAAUACCUGCAAUUAUUUAUCAAAUUUCCCUUUCAAAAUUUUGAGGUAUAUGAGUGGAUGCUAUACUCAUUACUACAUUACAGUAGUAAACUUGUUAAUGGGCCUUAAUUUAGGAAUGUAAUAUCUUCAUUAAUUGAUUAUGUAAAGUGCCUUUUUCUUGAGAUUCUGUUCAUAUUAUAAUAUUUGAGCAUUGAAAUCUGUAAGAUUUGAGGGUUUUGGUUCAAUUUUUAGUAUUCCCUCUUUUUUUACUAUGUGGAUUUGCUUGAUUUGAUCAAAUUGAAGGGAGAAAAUUUCUGGGUUUGUGUGUAUUUUGGAAGGUGAUUACAAAAAUGGGGUUUUUGAACACAAUUUUGAGUGUUUUUGGGUUUGGAUUUGGAUCUUGUGUUGGGCUUGUAAUUGGGUACUAUUUCUUCAUCUUCUUCCAGUCUACUGAUGUCAAGGAUCCCGAAGUUCGUUCAUUGGCUGAUCUUGAUGCCAAGGACUUGCUGAGAGUGCUUCCUGAGAUACCACUUUGGGUGAAAAAUCCAGACUUUGAUCGUGUGGAUUGGCUUAACAAGUUCAUACAGCAUAUGUGGCCCUAUCUAGAUAAGGCGAUUUGCAAGACUGCAAGGGAUAUAUCAAAGCCCAUUAUUGCCGAGCACAUUCCGAAGUACAAAAUUGAGUCAGUUGACUUUGAAACACUUAGCUUAGGCACCCUGCCUCCUACUUUCCAAGGAAUGAAGGUAUACACUACUGAAGAGAAAGAGUUGAUUAUGGAACCAGCAUUAAAAUGGGCAGGGAACCCUAACAUUCACGUGACAGUAAAAGCAUUUGGAUUGAAAGCCACUGUGCAGGUGGUCGAUUUGCAAGUGUUUGCUCAUCCUCGUAUUACAUUGAAGCCUUUGGUGCCAGCAUUUCCUUGCUUUGCCAAUAUUUAUGUUUCUCUUAUGGAGAAGCCACAUGUCGACUUUGGCUUGAAGUUGUUAGGUGCAGAUGCUAUGGCGAUUCCAGGCCUGUAUAGAUUUGUUCAGGAAUUAAUUAAAGAACAGGUAGCCAACAUGUACUUAUGGCCUAAGACCCUUGAAAUACCUAUAUUGGAUCCUGGAAAGGCUAGGAAGAAACCUGUUGGAGUUAUACAUGUCAAGGUUGUGAAAGCUAUGAAUCUAAAAAAGAAAGAUCUUCUUGGAGCAUCUGACCCAUAUGUCAAAUUGAAACUUACAGAGGAUAAGCUUCCUUCAAAGAAAACUACUGUAAAGUACAAGAAUCUUAACCCUGAGUGGAAUGAAGAAUUCUCUAUGUCCAUCAGAGAUCCACAGACUCAAGUUUUAGAGGUCUUCGUCUAUGACUGGGAAAAGUUCGGCAGCCAUGAAAAGAUGGGAAUAAAUGUUGUUCCGGUGAAAGAUCUUACACCAGAAGAAACAAAAGUCAUGACUUUGGAGCUCCUGAAAAGCAUGGAUCCUGAAGAUGUUCGAAAUGAGAAGUCACGUGGACAGCUUGUUCUAGAAGUUACAUACAAACCAUUUAAGGAGGAUGAGAUGCCUGAUGAUCCUGAGGAUUCUGGAACAGUUGAGAAGGCUCCAGAAGGGACACCUGAUGGUGGUGGUUUACUUGUAGUCACUGUCCAUCAAGCUCAAGAUGUUGAAGGAAAGCACCACACAAAUCCUUAUGUUCGCCUAAUAUUGAAAGGCGAAGAAAGAAAGACUAAGACGAUAAAGAAAAAUAGAGAUCCUAGAUGGGAAGAGGAUUUCGAGUUUAUGUUGGAGGAACCUCCAAAUGAUGAUAAGCUGCACGUGGAAGUGCAUAGUGUCUCAUCCAGAAUAGGUUUACUUCAUCCAAAGGAAAACCUGGGAUAUGUUGACAUUAAUCUCGCAGAUGUGGUGAGUAAUAGAAGAAUCAAUCAAAGUUACAAUCUCAUUGACUCGAAAAAUGGCCGCAUUCAGAUUGAAUUGCAGUGGAGGACUUCUUAGGACUUCGAGAUUAUGAUACUACUCUAUAUGAAAUUUCCUGGAUAUGAAGCAAGAUCACACAUUCAGACCCGUAUUUUUGUUUGUAAAUUUAGUAUUUGAUUGAGCUGCUUUGUGAAAUAUAAAUAAUAAAAUCUGGUUCUUUAUAUUUUGAGUAUACUUUUCCGAAUAGAUUUGUAGCUUGUGAAUUAUUGUCUACUGUAAUUGUUUUGUGUGUGACUCACUGAUCGUUCACUGUAAUUGUUUUGCGUUAGUUACUCACUCGAGUGAGAUGCAAUUCAACAGCAAGUCAUCAUAUUAAUUAAGUUGUAACAUUGCUGCUA